Messenger RNA from Penicillium canescens, 742 nucleotides. It is a transcript of the gene nctB, whose product is annotated as negative cofactor 2 transcription regulator complex subunit NCB2. Lineage: Eukaryota; Fungi; Ascomycota; Eurotiomycetes; Eurotiales; Aspergillaceae. Gene Ontology annotation, biological process: negative regulation of transcription by RNA polymerase II; RNA polymerase II preinitiation complex assembly; chromatin remodeling. Gene Ontology annotation, molecular function: general transcription initiation factor activity; core promoter sequence-specific DNA binding; protein heterodimerization activity. The coding region runs from base 115 to 543 and encodes 142 amino acids. The transcript is spliced from 4 exons. The record is from RefSeq and is a predicted model, not a curated record. Gene Ontology annotation, cellular component: negative cofactor 2 complex.
GCCCCACGCAAAAGCUCGAGGAAAUUACGAUCGUAUCUUUUUUUCGCUUUUCCGCUUCUCAGCUCGAUUUUACCAAGCUCUUCAUUUCCACAAUAUUCCUGUGUCGAUUUCAGCAUGUCCGACCGUGAAUUUAGCUCAAACGACGACCUGUCGCUUCCCAAAGCCACGGUCCAGAAAAUUAUCACCGAAAUCUUGCCCCCCAGCUCCGGUCAAACCUUCUCCAAGGAUGCGCGCGACUUGCUCAUGGAAUGCUGUGUUGAAUUCAUCACCCUGAUCUCCUCCGAGGCAAACGAUAUCAGCGAGAAGGAAGCCAAGAAGACAAUCGCAUGUGAACACGUUGAGAAGGCUCUGCGGGAUCUUGGUUUCAGUGAUUAUAUUGCCGAUGUUCUCGCCGUUGCUGAGGAGCACAAGCAGCAGCUCAAGUCACGAGAGAAGAAACAAAGCAAGAUGGAGCAGAGUGGUCUGACGGAGGAGGAGCUUCUACGACAACAGCAGGAGCUGUUUCGUUCAGCAACAGACAAGUACCAUGCCGUGCCAGAAUAGAAUCUCUUAAGACUCGUGCUGGUCAUAGAGCAAAAGGGUCACUGGGCGUUCUGCGAGUCCCACUGGAUAUGUGGGUCUGGAGUUUUGUUCGACUGUUCUUGGUCUUUCUUGUCAUUGUUUGGGGGUGGGUUGGGGAAUACUAAUGGCGCAUACACGUCAAUGCAUCAUUGAAUUAUACAUGAUUUCAACGUUUAAUGAA